Messenger RNA from Lottia gigantea (owl limpet), 876 nucleotides. RefSeq lists its product as hypothetical. Lineage: Eukaryota; Metazoa; Mollusca; Gastropoda; Lottiidae. Gene Ontology annotation, molecular function: pyrimidine nucleotide-sugar transmembrane transporter activity. Gene Ontology annotation, cellular component: Golgi membrane. The transcript has 8 exons. The annotation marks the transcript as partial. The record is from RefSeq and is a predicted model, not a curated record. Gene Ontology annotation, biological process: pyrimidine nucleotide-sugar transmembrane transport.
UUUUCUAGGGUAUGUUUGUACAGUUCGUAUUCACCAUUAGUUCAUCUGUGUCAAGUUGAGGGUCAGCUUCCUUUUUCAUCAUCUUCCCUCGUUCUUCUCAUAGAAAUAUCAAAACUAUGUAUAUCGUUAAUAAUGCUGAUCCCAGAAAUAUUAAAAAGAAGCGUUCAACUUCCUCCGUGGUCAUUCUGUGUGGCCCUCAUCGUUCCUGCAUUUCUCUAUACCAUCAACAACAAUACAGCUGUAUUGAUGCAACAAGAAAUGGACCCCACAACUUAUCAGGUGUUAGGCAAUAUGAAGAUAGCCAGUACAGCGGUACUCUAUAGAUUUAUCAUGAAAAGGAAUCUAUCCAGGAUUAAAUGGUUUUCCUUAGCUUUAUUGACUUUAGCUGGAGUUAUAGACAGUUUAAGUGGAUCACGAGUGAAAGAAUCCAACACAGUGUCUCAUCUUUAUUUAAGUAUAACAGGAAUAUUAUUAAUGACUAGUUAUUGUUUUGUAUCUGGCCUGGCUGGAGUUUAUACUGAAUUUAUUUUCAAGAAAAAUUUUAAGUAUUCGAUACACAUACAGAAUAUAAUAUUGUAUAUAAUUGGUAUAGUAUUUAAUUUAAGUGUUGAAGAUGUUGAAAAUAAGAAAGGAUUUCUCCAUGGUUUUACAUCUUAUACUUGGUUGAUAGUGAUAUCACAGACACUAAAUGGUUUAAUUAUGUCAUUAGUCAUGAAAUACGGCAGUAACAUCACCAGGUUAUUUAUAGUAACGUCCGCCAUGUUGUUGACAACGUUGAUUUCGGUGUUUAUAUUUUAUAUCAGUCUGCCCCCGUUAUUUAUCGUGGCAUUAUUUUUAGUCUUACUGGCUUUAUAUCUUUACCAUAGCAACGAAUAA